AUGCCACCAGCGAUAAGUGACGACGAGAAGUCGGACCUCGGUGAUGUCGAUGUCACCGUAGCCGCAGCUUCCAAGCGCGCCAAAACCUCGGCUGCCGUCAGCGCCGCCGACGCCGACGCCAACCAGGUCGACGACGGAAUGCCCGACAUUGUCGCCGGGGACGUGGCGAAUGGGGAUGAUGUUGCUGCCGAUGAAGAUGGAGAUGGCGACGGCGAUGAAGAGAACCUGGAUGAGGACGAAUACAUCGUCGAGAAGAUCAUCUCCCACGUCGUCGAUGCGGACGGCUCCUUGAAAUACAAGGUCAAGUGGGAAGGCUACGACAAGAAGGCCGACCAGACGUGGGAGGAUGACGACAACCUCAGGGAGAAUGCUGCCGAGGUACUGGAAGAGUACUUGGCCAAGCUGGGCGGGCGCGAACAAGUUCUGGCCGAGGCGCAGACGGCGUUGAAGACCAAGAAGCGCGGGCGACCGUCAACGGGCACGCCGACAAACGGAACAAAGCGAAGGCGCAACGACGGCCACCCGGCGUCGGCCACACCACCUGCCAACGCGCGCGCGUGGAAGCCGCCGCAGGGGUCGUGGGAGGACGACGUGGAAUCCAUCGACGCGUGCCACGACGAGAACACGGGCAAGCUUAUAGUGUACCUGACGUGGAAGAACGGGCACAAGACGCAGCACGAAACCAAGGUCAUCUACCAGCGCUGCCCCCAGAAGAUGCUUCACUUCUACGAGCGACACGUCAAGAUUGUCAUGUCGUCGGGCGACGGCGGCAUCAAGGACGAGUGA
Molecule: messenger RNA, 786 nt
Organism: Anthostomella pinea
Lineage: Eukaryota; Fungi; Ascomycota; Sordariomycetes; Xylariales; Xylariaceae
Source: the annotation of a GenBank genome assembly